GGAGGGAAGGGCGGUGCAGCGGCGAGGAGGCGCCGAGUGGCGGGCGACAUGUUCCAGGUCCCGGAGAGCGAGGGCGGCCGGACCGUCUCCAGGGCCAUGAAGCCCCCAGGAGGAGAAUCGAGCAAUCUUUUUGGGAGUCCAGAAGAAGCUGCUCCUUCAAGCAGGCCCAAUAGGAUGGCAUCUAAUAUUUUUGGACCAACUGCAGAACCUCAGAACAUACCUAAAAGGACCCAUCCCCCAGGGGGGAAAGGAAGUGGUAUCUUUGAUGAAUCGACGCCUGUGCAGAUGAGACAGCGUCUGAAUCCACCUGGUGGGAAGACCAGUGACAUUUUUGGGUCCCCAGUCGCUGCCACUUCACCCUUGGCACACCCAAACAAACCCAAGGACCACGUGCUCUUGUAUGAAGGAGAAGACCCAAAGUUGGAUCUUAAAGCUGCAAUGAGCACCUCACCCAGAGAAGAGCCUGGUGAGAAAGGCAGCCGGAGAGAAGCCGAGUGCACCCAGGAGCCCCAGCCCACACCCACGCUGGACAGCCAUGAGCCCAGGUUGGGCCCGCGGCCUCGCUCUCACAACAAAGUCCUGAACCCACCCGGAGGCAAAUCCAGCAUCUCUUUCUACUAAAAGAAGC
Messenger RNA from Ceratotherium simum simum (southern white rhinoceros), 628 nucleotides. RefSeq names its product Jupiter microtubule associated homolog 2 (gene JPT2). The record is from RefSeq and is a predicted model, not a curated record. Gene Ontology annotation, cellular component: nucleus. Lineage: Eukaryota; Metazoa; Chordata; Mammalia; Perissodactyla; Rhinocerotidae.